UGUUGUUGUGAUCUAAGACUGGUUCAUCCCGGCUCAGAGCUGCUGGAGCAGCAUGUGGCCCCCGGGAGCCGGGGCCCAAGAUAUUCGGGCGGAGCCGAUGCUGUAACAAGGUCUGAGCACAAUACCUCAGCCAUCCUCGGAAUGCCCUUAAGUGUCACUUGUCAUCCAAUCAAGGGGGCAUCUGAACCCCUGCUAGGCACCAGGUAUGGCUGUGGAGGAGCCUUGUUUCCAGCCUGGGGGCAUUACACCGCUACAGCAGAUUCUGGCCUCUGGUACAGGAGCUCUCAUUACCUCUUUCUUUGUUACACCACUGGAUGUAGUAAAGAUAAGACUGCAGGCACAGAGAAAGCCCUUCUCUAAAGCGUUGUCUAUAAAGUCUCUACCUUGGACACCUACCCUGCGCCACCCCAAAUGGCGUUGCUUUCUGUACUGCAAUGGACUGAUGGAUCACUUGUUUGUGUGCCAACAUGCCACUGCUUGCAGCACUUUGUACCGAACCCCCACACACUUCCACGGCACAGUGGAUGCAUUUGUGAAGAUCACACGCCAUGAAGGGUUAAAAUCUUUAUGGAGCGGGCUCCCACCCACACUGGUUAUGGCCAUACCUGCCACAAUUAUAUACUUCACAUGCUACGACCAGCUGCGAGAUUUCAUGAGAUACCAACUUGGAUACCAGGGUAGCCACAUACCUCUCAUUGCUGGAGCACUUGCUCGAUUGGGAGCAGUCACAGUUAUCAGCCCUCUGGAGUUGAUCCGAACUAAACAACAGUCUCGCCAGCUGUCUUACAUAGAGCUGAGUGCUUGUCUGCGCUCUGCAGUCUCUCAGGAUGGGUGGCGCUCUCUUUGGAAGGGUUGGGGACCAACUGUGUUAAGAGAUGUCCCAUUUUCUGCUCUGUACUGGUUUAAUUACGAGUUGCUGAAAAGCAGACUGAAUGAAUCCUGUAGUGCCCUAGAGGCGCCAUUCCUGACUAGCUUUACUGCAGGAGCAGUUUCUGGAACUGUCGCUGCUAUUCUCACUUUGCCUUUUGAUGUGGUGAAGACGCAGAGGCAGAUAGAACUUGGUGACAUAGAGACAGGUGUUUCCAGAAAGCAGAGGUCUACAACCUGGGGAGCCAUGCGCAGGAUCAAAGCAGAGUCUGGAACCAGGGGAUUAUUUGCAGGGUUUCUCCCUCGCGUUAUUAAGGUGGCCCCAGCCUGUGCUAUCAUGAUUAGCUCUUAUGAAUUUGGAAAGAACUUCUUCCAACAACAGAACAUGGAGAAGGUGCAGAACCAGUGAUUUAUAACAAACAGAGAAUUGGUCGAGCUAUGCGAUCUGUACUACAAGGUAGUCAUGGUAAAUGCUGUGCUCUAAAACUAGCUGGUCUGGAUUGUGAUGUAGCUAAUAGCACUAAAGAAAAAAAGCUUUGAGUCCUAGCUCUAGAAAACUUCAAUAGGACAUUCUGCCAGUCAAUCACCGAUUUUAUAGAAAUCAGCAAUCACCUGUAAUUCAAACCACGGAACUCCAGAUUUAAAAAAAUAAAUAAAUACAAAUUUAUAAAUAUAUAAUAUAUAUAAUUCAGAAAAUGUGGCUGAUAAAUAUAUGGGACCAACUUUAGACAUUGGACAUUUUGUAUAUAAGAAACGUAGGAAGCUCUUCUAAUGGCAGUCAAUAAAUCCAGAAAUGUUCUGACUAUAAUCAAGGGGACAAAGUGCUCUGGGAAAGACUUUUCAAUCAAUAUAAACCCAAACAAUCCAGAGCUAAUGCACAGUCACCUGUGAUCAUGUAAGUUGAGCAUGCCACAUAAAUCCAGUAAAUGUGCUCUAGAAAAAAUACUAGAGCAAAUCUUACAUUUGGAAGCCCCACCAAGAGAUCAUUGAGCCCACAAACCACUGAUUACAGCACCCUACAAAAAAGUGUUUUGGAGCACAGAGAUGCCGAAGUUUGCAGUACCGUGUUUGCCGGGGGUUUAACACAGAACAGAUAAGAGUGAAGAAGCCUUUAUUACUCAGCUGCUCAUAACAGCACCAAAUGGUGUAUACGGAGCAAAGUGAUUUCAGAGCUGAAGUUAACAAAAAAUAAAACAAUCUCCAAACUCCGAAUCCAAGCGCUUCUCACCACAACAUUCCCACGCUCAAGCAUGUAAACUCUUUCUUCAUAGAGGACUUCUAUGCUUAGGAUCUGACCUGAAGUCAAGCUGGAACUGCAUGUGUGUUAUGCUGUCUUGUCCUACAAGUGCCUAUUCUCCCUCCCCUUUUUUUUUUUUUUUUUUUUUUUUUUUAAAUAUAAUAAGUAGCAAACCUACUGACUGUACCUUGAUUCUCGUCUAACCAAAGAGAACAAGAGCAGUAGAUUCUAUGGGAUGGCUAAAAUGAGUUGUAUGUAGACUGUUCAAAUGCUGGAGCAGAUAUGUAGAAAAUCUUAGUACGGUGUUUUGUACAAUACCACUUUCAUAUAAAACAAUAUUAUGAAUUAUUGGAUUUAAAGGUGCAAUCCUACUGGACUGCAAAUACAUAAUACAUACAUAGUGUAUUUGUUUAUAUGUUGCUGCUAAAUAAGUGUGUGGGGGGGUUUCGUGUAACAGGUGCUGUACCUGUGUCCUUUUUGUCAAGUUGUAGCAUCACCAGUACAGCACUUACUCAGUAGGGAGAAGUAUUUGCCAGUGAACUCUCUUCUUAAUAAACAUACAGUAGCAUCAGAAAAAGGGAGCAGUUUUAGAAGCUACUGACAGUCCAGCCUAUUCCUUGGGAUUGCACCUAUAAAACUUGUAAAACUUAAAAUAUUUAAAUGCUAACAUUAAAUCCCAUCUGGCAAAUGAACAGGAUAACUGCAGAACAGCAGUUUGUGGGGUUUUCUUUUUCUCUAUGCUGUAGCUCAUGGAGCAUUACAGGGAUUGAUAAAUGUUUUAUAAAGAAAUGCUCUUAUUUAUUGUACAGUGAAAGCUCAAAAAAGCACUCUAAUGGAUGUGCAGACAGGUCUGCAAAAGAUGAGGUCCACAGGAGUGACACAUAAAAGUGUGAUACGACAAAUAGAAAAUAUUUCACAGAGGUGAAUCAAAGAGUUGUGCAUCUAUGUAGUAUGUGUUUUUUUCUUCAGGUAUAUUUAUAGGUCUGUGUUUGUUGUUGAUACCAGUAAUUGCCUUAGUAAUGCAUGGGUUGUUUUUGUUUGUUAGGUUUCUCUAAAAAGUAAAAAAAAAAAAACAGAACAGAAAACUGACAUCAUAAUAUUUAAUGAUGUCACAAUCUGACAAAGCAUUUGUAGAAAAGUGUAAUAUGCAAACAGUCGCUUUUAAAGUCUCCAAAUAAAUGUUCACAAAGUGAACAAUAAAAAUGA
Molecule: messenger RNA, 3310 nt
Organism: Bombina bombina (fire-bellied toad)
Lineage: Eukaryota; Metazoa; Chordata; Amphibia; Anura; Bombinatoridae
Gene: SLC25A39
Product: solute carrier family 25 member 39
Exons: 14
Coding region: 206-1276 (356 amino acids)
Biological process (GO): mitochondrial transmembrane transport
Source: RefSeq, a predicted model, not a curated record